Messenger RNA from Pantherophis guttatus, 2401 nucleotides. NCBI's taxonomy places the organism in Eukaryota, Metazoa, Chordata, Lepidosauria, Squamata, Colubridae. The record is from RefSeq and is a predicted model, not a curated record.
UACGUGCCACUUCCUCAAAAGAAUGACAUACCAAACAGAGCUACAAAACUCUGAAAUUAGUGAAGAGGAACAAAAACUACAAAACUCUGAAUCCUGCAAAGAGGAACAGGAUUUAUCAAAGGUGCUUAACAUUGAUUUCAAGCAAAUUGAAAGCUUAAAUAUUAGAAUCCCAUGUUCCAUUUGUGAAGAAAUGGUAUACAUCAGCCAACUUUUUCAUCACAAAAAAGUCCACCAAGCUCAAGCUGUACUGGAUUAUCAGUGGCCAUAUGUGGAGCCUAUAGAUAUAAAAAAAAUUAUCCUUCGGAGAAAGCAACUCAUUUUAAAACUGCAAAAAACUGCUCAAUAUCCUGAACGAGAGAUAGAAAAGAUUGGUUGUUCCAUUGAUCUUCUUAAGGAGAGCAUAAAAAUUGCUCCAUACUUUUGCAUUGAUAACAUUGUUCAAAGUUCGGUGUAUAUUAAAGAAGUAAGCAAUCCACUGAUUAAAGCCAUAGCAAUUUGUCAAGAUAAAAAUGCUGUUUGGCACACAGAAAUGGAAGAUGUGUAUAUUGUACUAGAUAAUUAUGGGCACAAGAAAGAUACUUGCUUACUUGGACUGUUUGAUGGAAGUAAUGGAAUUUCUGCUGCUCAGUUAACUUCAGAUGAACUUCCUCUUCUACUUCUUGACCAGCUUUCUCAUAAUGAUUCCUCCUAUCAGAUUAGCAAUGCUGAAAAAAACAUGCUUCAUUCUUUUUGCACUAUUUUUAAAGAAGAUUAUGAAGUAAAGGAGCAAGCAUUUGCUGUUGCAAAAGCCAGAAGCCAAAACUCACAACCAAAUAAGUAUGAAUGGAUUCACAGAGCAUUUGCAAAAGCUUUUUGGAGAAUGGAUAGGCUUUUACGUCUUGGACGAGGUGAAGUUUCCAGAGUUCGCUGGAGUAGCUGUACAACUGCCAUAUGUUUAGUAGAAAUGACAAGCAACAUAAAACAAAACCAAGAAGAACAAGAAGGGGAAGAAACAGCUGAAACAAUAAAUGAUAAUGAUGAGCAGAACUUCAUGCAACAUGAGAAGGGACUACCUAAAACAAACAGAAUAAUGAUAAGAAGUAUCAUAGAACAAGAAGUAGACAAAAUUAUGGAACAGCAGGAAGAGAAGCCACUUGGAAAAGUAAGUGAAGGAAAAGAACAGAACAACACAGAACAAGAGGAAGACUCUGAAAUAGAACUGCACCAAGAAGAGCCACUUACAAGAAUCUGUCAUGGAAAGGGACAGAACAACACAGAGCAAGAGGCAUGUUCUCUCACAGGACAUCCUGGAGAACUAUUUACAAGUAUAAAUGAUGGAAUGAAAAAAAGCAUCAUAGAGUCAGCAGAUAAUGAGCAACCAACAAAUCAUAAAGAUGAGAUCCAGGAAGAAGGUUGGAUUGAAAACAAUGAGAAUUCAGAUGAAAUUGAUGGAAUAAUGCAUAUUGCUAACAUUGGUAAUGUUCAUGCAGUUUUAUGCAAAAAUGGAAAGAGCUAUUGGCUUACUAAAGAACACUCCACGUACUGCAGAGAGGAAAGGCGACGCAUUCUUCAGAAUGGUGGAUCCAUCAGCAGUAAUGAGCCUAAAGGACUAAUAGAAGGACUAAUAAAAAAUACUCGUGGCCUUGGCCAUCAUGGAAACCCAAAGAUGAAGAAAACAGUUAUUCCUGUACCAAAUACAAUCUCUUUCUCUGUUGAUAACUCAUGUCAAUUUCUUAUUAUAGCAACUAAUGGACUUUGGGAAGUUUUGGAUAAAAGUGAAGUUGUGCUAUUAACAAUAACUUUGUUUUCUGCUUACUUGGCAAAAUAUCAACAUGCCUUAUUGAUGAAAAAUUACAUUCCCAAAGCUUCAAAGUUAUCUUUGGAAGAUCAAUUCUACUCAUGGUAUAUGAAUCGUGAUUUUUUUCCUGAAUCAGAUUUAGGCAAUGAAGAGGAAACUGAUCCAAGUUUUCAGUUAAAGCUCCCAAUUAACAAUAGCACAGAAGAAGAAGUAGUAAUUGAGUCAAAAAGCGGUACUAUUUCUACAAAGCAACCCUCAGAAAAUUCUUUAGAAACACCAGUUAAUAUUCCUACAUCUUCAAAAGAAAAUACUCCACCAGGCACUAACGUAACCCAAAAAGAAAUUAACAAAAAUUCAGAAGACCUGAUAUCUGAAAGUCAUGAAUUUUUACAGAUAUGUGAAGAUUCAGAAACAGAUUCUAGAACAUUUUACAAUCUUGCAGCAAAAUAUAUUACUAAGCACUUAGUAAAAGCUGCCCUUAAAGCAGGUUCUAGAAAUAAUGUUUCUGUACUGUUAGCUCUCUUAAAUGGAUGUGAUAAUGUACCCAUUGAUGCACUAAUGGGAAAAACAGAGUAAGAAACACUGGCAUAAUACAUACAAAAUAAAUACUUGUUUAAAAAAUGA